AUGCCUGAGAACAGCGGCUUUCCCGCGUCCAAGGACGAGGUUGUCGAGGUCGACGCCGUCCGCCUGGAGGCUGCGCUCGGCCACAAGCAGGAGCUGGUCAGAGGCUUCGGCCUGUUCAGUCUGACGAGUCUGGGGAUUAUCAUCGCCAAUUCCUGGGCCGCCACCGGAGGCACCAUCGUCACUGCUCUAUUCAAUGGCGGGCCCAUGGCUGUGCUGUACGGCCUCAUUGUCGUCACUAUUUUCUAUGGCUUCAUCUCGCUGUCGCUGUCCGAGCUGGCCUCUGCCAUCCCCUCUGCCGGCGGUGUCUACCACUGGUCGUCCGUCGUGGGGGGCAAGUAUGGCCGCGCUGUUGGCUUCUUCACUGGAUACCUCAACGCCUGCGCUUGGUUGCUGUCGGCGUCCUCCAUGAGCUCUAUCCUUGGGAACGAGGCUGUCGCCAUGUACAUUCUCCGCAACCCGGACACCGAAUGGCACAGCUGGCAGCCGUUCAUCGUCUUCCAGAUUGUGCUCUGGAUGUGCACCGCCAUUGUCUGCUGCGGAAACAAGUUCCUCCCCAUGCUCAACCGCAUUGCGUUCGCCUUGUCCAUGGGAGGGCUCUUCAUCACGGUCAUUGUCCUGGCUGUCAUGCCGCGCGGCCACCAUGCCAGCAACGCGACGGUCUGGAGAACCUACUACAACAUGACUGGCGACGGGGCCCCUGGCUGGUCCGACGGCAUCUGCUUCCUGAGCGGACUUCUCAACGCUGCCUUUGCUGUCGGCACUCCUGACUGCAUCAGUCACUUGUCUGAAGAGGUCCCCCAACCCGAGCGCAAGGUCCCGCAGGGCAUCAUGCUGCAGCUCUUCACGGCAUUCCUCACUGCCUUCGUCUACCUCAUCGCCCUCUUCUACAGCAUCCAGGACAUCGACAAGGUCUUCGACACCAGCAUCGGCUACUUCCCCAUCGCCGAAAUCUACCUGCAAGCCACGGGCUCCGUCCCCGGCGCCGUCGGCCUCAUCGCCCUGCUCUUCCUGGCCACCUUCCCAACCCUAAUCGGCACCCUCACCACCGGCGGCCGCAUGUGGUGGUCUCUCGCCCGCGACAACGCCACCCCCUUCGCCCCCUUCUUCGCCCAAGUCCACCCAACCCUCAACGCCCCCGUCAACGCAACCUGCGGCAUGGCCGCAAUGGUCACCUGCCUCGGCUGCAUCUACGUCGGAAGCACAACCGCCUUCCAGGCCCUCAUCUCCUCCUUCAUCGUGCUCUCCACGCUCUCCUACGCCGGCGCAAUCGUGCCGCAUCUCCUCACCGGCCGCAAGAACAUCGUCCCCGGUCCCUACGUCAUGCCCGGCAUCUGGGGCUGGUUCGUCAAUAUCGCCGCCGUCAUCUAUAUCGCCGUCACGGUCGUCUUCUUCUGCUUCCCCUUUACCCUCCCCGUCACUGUGCAGAACAUGAACUACACCUCUGUGAUCACCGUCGGUCUUAUGACGAUUGUAUCCUUCUGGUGGCUGGUCCGUGGUAUGACCCGCUACAAGGGUCCCAUCUAUUCCAUGGAGGCCGCGGAGAAACUUGCCCAUGGUGAGGACGUCCUGCCGGAGAGUGUGCAGAUGAAGAGCGAGCUUCCUAGCGCCAGUGUCAGUGCCAGUGCCAGUCGUGAGCAGCAGCCGCUUGAGUUGCAGUGA
Messenger RNA from Aspergillus puulaauensis, 1659 nucleotides. Its product is annotated as putative choline transport protein. The record is from RefSeq and is a predicted model, not a curated record. Gene Ontology annotation, biological process: transmembrane transport. The transcript is spliced from 3 exons. The coding region runs from base 1 to 1659 and encodes 552 amino acids. Gene Ontology annotation, molecular function: transmembrane transporter activity. Lineage: Eukaryota; Fungi; Ascomycota; Eurotiomycetes; Eurotiales; Aspergillaceae. Gene Ontology annotation, cellular component: membrane.